Aspergillus melleus is the source of this 792-nucleotide messenger RNA. RefSeq names its product CCAAT-binding factor complex subunit HapE (gene hapE). Gene Ontology annotation, biological process: regulation of DNA-templated transcription. The transcript is spliced from 5 exons. Lineage: Eukaryota; Fungi; Ascomycota; Eurotiomycetes; Eurotiales; Aspergillaceae. Gene Ontology annotation, molecular function: DNA binding; protein heterodimerization activity; DNA-binding transcription activator activity, RNA polymerase II-specific. The record is from RefSeq and is a predicted model, not a curated record. Bases 1 to 792 code for a protein of 263 amino acids. Gene Ontology annotation, cellular component: CCAAT-binding factor complex; nucleus.
AUGGAGCAAGCCCCACAGAACGCCGGACAGCAGCAGGGUAGACAGCAGCCAGUAUAUGAUACUAGAAAUGGCGGUCACUAUGGUGCCAGCGCAGCACUUUCUGCACAAGGCUACGCCCCUGUAGCUGAGCUUUACACGGGUACCUGGGCAAAUGUCAACCAAGGCCUACAAGGGACGGCCCGCGAUAUUUUGACGACAUAUUGGCAGCACAUCAUCAAUCACCUUGAAUCCGACAACCAUGACUAUAAAAUCCACCAACUGCCGCUAGCCCGCAUAAAGAAAGUCAUGAAAGCCGACCCUGAAGUGAAAAUGAUAUCUGCAGAGGCGCCAAUUCUUUUUGCCAAAGGUUGUGACAUUUUCAUCACAGAGCUGACCAUGCGCGCGUGGAUACACGCUGAGGACAACAAGAGACGCACCCUUCAGAGAUCGGACAUUGCAGCAGCAUUGUCGAAAUCCGAUAUGUUUGAUUUUCUUAUUGAUAUUGUGCCCCGGGAAGAGGCCACGUCACAUGCGAAGCGAACCAGUCAGACAGCGGGAGCUCCCGCUGGCUCUGCUGGAUCUGCAGGUGCAAGCCAGCUGCCACCUCAACAUGGAGUCCAGCAUCCCUCUCAUCACAUGGCUCCUCCGGAGUACAGUCUGGGCCAACAUGGUCUUCAGGACCAAGAAUAUCGGCAGCCGACCAUGUACGCGGGUGCUGUGCAAUCAGAUCCGACUGGCGCUUAUGGGCAACCGCAGUCUCAGAUGUUUGAAGGGAUGUACGCCGCCUAUCCCCACAUGCCACCACAGCAGUGA